Molecule: messenger RNA, 1457 nt
Organism: Panicum hallii
Lineage: Eukaryota; Viridiplantae; Streptophyta; Magnoliopsida; Poales; Poaceae
Product: transcription factor MYB93-like
Exons: 3
Coding region: 97-1107 (336 amino acids)
Source: RefSeq, a predicted model, not a curated record
AGUCGGAUCCCACAGCUUUCCCUUGCUAAAAAAACCCCAUCCAUCUUCCUCUCCCACCACACACACCGAGCAAGCAAGCUAGCUAGCAAGCAAGCAAUGGGGAGGUCACCGUGCUGCGACCAGGACGCCGGCGUGAAGAAGGGCCCCUGGACGCCCGAGGAGGACAAGCUGCUGGUCGACUACAUCAAGGACAACGGCCACGGCAGCUGGCGCCGCCUCCCCAAGCUCGCCGGGCUUAACCGCUGCGGCAAGAGCUGCCGCCUCCGCUGGACCAACUACCUCCGCCCGGACAUCAAGCGCGGCCGCUUCACCGACGAAGAGGAGAAGCUCAUCAUCCACCUCCACUCCAUCCUCGGCAACAAGUGGUCGUCCAUCGCGACCAAGCUGCCCGGCAGGACGGACAACGAGAUCAAGAACUACUGGAACACGCACCUCCGCAAGAAGCUCCUCAGCAUGGGCAUCGACCCCGUCACGCACCGCCCGCGCACCGACCUCAACCUCCUCGCCGGCAUCCCCAACCUGCUCGCCGCCGCGCAGACGGCCACCUGCUGGGACAUCAACGCCCUCCGCCUCCAGGCCGACGCCGCCAAGUACCAGCUCCUCCAGGGCCUCCUCCGCGCGCUCGCCACCCCUCCCGCCGCGCCCAGCGUCGACCUCAUGGCCCUCCUCGCCGCCACCAAUGGAGGGGUCAGCGUCAGCCAGCCCGCCGGCGUUGACCAGCAGGGCACCAGGUCGGCCCAGUACGACGGCCUGCUCAACCUGCCGGCGUUGACCAGCGUGCCGGCCGCGACGCUACCGGCGAUGUCCUCCUUCUCCGGGCUGCUCAGCAGCUUCGGCGCCGGGGACGGCCUCAGCUCGACGGAGCUCGGCCACAGCGGGGCCAGUGGGAGCAAUAUGACGGCAGCGAUGGCGCCGCCUUUGGUAGCGGCCAAGGAGUGCAAUGACGGCGGCACGUCGACGCCUUGCGAGGACACGCCGGCGUCGAGCCCGUUCGAGGGGCUGGAGAACCUCAACCUCGACGAUGAAUUCAGCAGCGACAGUUGGAAGGACUUGCUAGAGCAAAUGUCAUGGUUGAACAACCCGAAUGAUCAGCAGCAGCUGAUGUGAGAAUGAAGAGAUGAGUAGAUGACACAUACCUUUCGUAGGAGAUGAAGUUAAAAAGCUGAAUGCAUGCAUGGAGAGACAGUUUCUUGGAUUGGUUGCACACUUCGUCGGAGAUGUGAAUGAAGUUUGUUUGUUGAUAGGAAAAAAAAGGUGGUUUGACUAUAUAUACCCACUGCAGUUAGCGAUGUACAGAGAAAGAACGACAGAAAGACAUGCUGCACGUAUACUCACUUUCAAUGUUUUGAAUUUGUUUUUUAGUUUUUUCCCCUCGUUUUGCCUUUGGCAAGGAGGAUAUGUGUAAUGAUUAGCUUGUGACGACAUAAACUAAACCAAGUUUCAUUUUCCACACCCAA